AUGGCCCCCGCGGGGAGGAAGCACUCGGCGAAGUCGCUGAGGGCGGACGUGGACGACCAGUACUGGGGGGUGUGCACGCGGGGCGGGGGAGGGGAACACGACGACGGGGUGGGCCCGCAGUGGGGGGUGGCGCAGUCUCAGGGUGUGGGAGAGGCCAACUGCCGGGCUGCCAUCCCAAAGGCCUGGGGAAAGACUUUGGUAAUUGAUAAGCGUAGGAAGAAGAGAAGGUCUUCCCCAGAAAUAACAGAAGAGGAUUUGGGGGGUGAAGUACAAAAUAUGUUGGAAAGAUUUGGAGCGGACAUUAACAAGGCUCUUCUUGCAAAGAGAAAAAGAUUAGAAAUGUAUACCAAAGCUUCUCUCAACAGCAGUAAUCAGAAAAUUGAAAAUAUUUGGAAAACACAGCAAGAACAAAGGCAGAAGCUUAGUGAAGACUAUAAUCAGCAGUUUCUGACUUGCUUUCAUCAGUGGGAGCUAGAUAUACAGAAAAAUAAGGAACAAGAAGAAAAACUAGUUAAUGUAUUUCGACAUCAACAAAAGGUUUUUCAGCAAUCUAGAAUUGUUCAGAGCCAGAGACUGAAAACACUUAAACAGUUAUAUGAGCAGUUUGUAAAGAGUAUGGAGGAAAUGGAGAAGAAUAAUGAAACACUUAUUAAUGGUGCACAAAGUGAACUAAGAAAAGAAAUGGCUAUGUUACAGAAAAAAAUUAUGAUGGAUACUCAGCAGCAAGAGAUGGCAAGUGUUCGAAAGUCUCUUCAAUCCAUGUUAAUCUGA
This is a messenger RNA of Elephantulus edwardii (Cape elephant shrew), 771 nucleotides long. RefSeq names its product synaptonemal complex protein 3 (gene SYCP3). Gene Ontology annotation, cellular component: synaptonemal complex. The record is from RefSeq and is a predicted model, not a curated record. Bases 1 to 771 code for a protein of 256 amino acids. NCBI's taxonomy places the organism in Eukaryota, Metazoa, Chordata, Mammalia, Macroscelidea, Macroscelididae. The transcript is spliced from 9 exons. Gene Ontology annotation, biological process: spermatid development; meiotic cell cycle.